AUGUCUUGUUGUUCAGGAGAUGAUGAUGAUGAACAACGGCCUGAUCCGACACGAGUACGAGGAUGCACAGAUAUUUUCUGGCUUUGUUGUUUUAUAGUAUUUUGGUUUCUUAUGAUUUUAAUAGCAGCAUUUGCUCUUGUUUAUGGUAAUCCAUUAAGACUUAUAAAUGGAUAUGAUAGUUUUGGAAAUACUUGUGGUAUGAAAAAUAAUCCAAAAUUCGGUAGUUUGGAGUUAUUUGGACAAGACACUAGUGACAAACCAUAUUUAUUUUUUUUGGACAUAAGUAAUGUUGUACAAUCUUUGAAAAUUUGUGUCAAGAAAUGUCCAGAUAGAACUAUGAUAACAAUAAGUGAUAUAUAUAAAUUUUAUGAAGAGACAGGAUCUCAACUUUGUCAUGAUAAACCAGGAAAUGAUUUUAGUGCUUAUAUUAAUGGAAGUAGAAAAAAUAAAUUAGGAUCUUGUCCUAAAUUUCCAGUAUACAAUAGCAUACCAGUUCUUAAUCGUUGCAUUCCUAAAACUAUUAAAGAUGUGGGAGAAACUAUAAUUGCUAAUUUGUAUGGCCUACUUAAUUCAUGGGAUGUUACAGAACAAAUCUUAGGAGAUUUAUACAAAACAUGGAGAGAAAUUUUAUCUUUGUCAUUUUUAGCUUUUGUGUUAUCUCUGUUUAUGAUUGCUAUAUUUCAUUUAUUGGCAAGUAUUGUAACAUGGAUUGUGAUGGUUCUUGUCAGUCUAGCAACUGUAGCUGGAAGUGUAUUGUUAUGGUGGACAUAUAUAGAAAUUAAAAGAACUUUAGAUAAAACUGAUCCAAAUCAGCUUUUAGAGGAAUCUGUUAGAAAUGAAAGAGCAUUCCUAGCCUUUUCUAUUAUUGCAACAAUAAUUACUAUAAUUUUGUUACUCCUUUUAAGUAUAUUACGGAAACGUAUUGGAUUCAUGACAGCAUUAUUUAAAGAAAGUGCAAAAUGUUUAGCAGAAUUACCAGGUUUAUUUUUUCAACCCUUGUUAACAUUUGCUACUCUAAUAUUAUUUUUUACAUUUUGGAUGACUGUAAUUCUUUGUCUGGCAACAGCCAAUUAUCCUGGAACAAAAUCUGUCCAAAUGUAUAAAAAUCAUAUAUUUGAUCCACUAAAUUUGAGUGAUGUUGGAGAAAAAAGUGCAUUCAUUGAAGAGAAAAAAUUUAAUUUUUCCCUUGAUUCUUUUAAAACUUUCACUUUUGUGGAAUAUGUGGAUCCAACUUGGGUGAAGUAUAUGUGGUGGGUGUAUAUCAUAGGAUUAAUAUGGACGUCUGAAUUCAUUAUUUCUUGCCAAGAUAUGGUGAUAUCAGGAGCAGUAGCUCAUUGGUAUUUUAGAGGUAAAGAUGCUAGUGCAUCUCCAGUAUGUUCUGCUAUGGGAAAUUUAGUUAGUUACCACUUAGGUUCUGUUGCUUGCGGCUCGUUUUUAAUAACGCUUUUUAAGUUACCUCGUUUAAUCUUAACGUACCUUCAUGCUAAAUUUGAGAGGAGUAAAGAAACAUCUCCAUGUGCUCAAUGUGGUUUAAAAAGUUGCAUAUGUUGUUUCUAUUGUUUAGAAAAGUUUAUUCGGUAUAUGAAUCAUAAUGCAUAUACUGUUGUUGCUAUUGAAGGAACACAUUUUUGUAAUGCAGCUAGAAUUGCAUUUACAGCACUUGUUAGUAAUGCUUUACAAAUAGCCGUGAUUAAUGGAGUAGGAGAUUUUAUUCUAUUUCUGGGUAAAUGUUUUGUUACAGCUGCUACCGGAAGUAUUGGAUUGUUAUUUAUGAAACAAGAUCCUAGAUUACACUUUUAUGCAGCUCCAAUUUUUGUUGUCUGCAUUUUUGCAUUCUUCAUUGCUCACAGUAUUAUUUCUCUUUAUGAGACUGUGAUAGAUACUUUAUUUCUUUGCAUUUGUGAAGAUAAGAAUUUAAAUGGCGAGAAUGGAAAAUGGCGUCAAUCAGCAUUAGCACAAAUUGGAUCUAAUAGUAAUGCAAAUGGUCAACAAGCACAUGAAUUAGUACCGAUGAAUACAUAA
Molecule: messenger RNA, 2022 nt
Organism: Habropoda laboriosa
Lineage: Eukaryota; Metazoa; Arthropoda; Insecta; Hymenoptera; Apidae
Gene: Ctl1
Product: CTL-like protein 1
Exons: 12
Coding region: 1-2022 (673 amino acids)
Biological process (GO): transmembrane transport
Cellular component (GO): membrane
Molecular function (GO): transmembrane transporter activity
Source: RefSeq, a predicted model, not a curated record